AUGAAAGAUGGGAAUUGGUGGGAUUACCAAGCAACAAAUCAAGAGAGUUGGUAUUGGAAGCAAAUAGUGGCAGCCAAGAAUCAACUCAAAGAAACCAUAGACAUACAACACUUUGCUCAACGGAAAUACAAGAUUUCAGAUGGCUAUGAGUUGAUCCUUCCAACACAGAGAAGAGUCACAUGGAGCAAUGAGGUUUGGGGUCGUUUCAACACACCAAAGCAUAGUUUUAUUGAGUGGCUGGCUGUGCAGAAUCGUCUCAGAACCAAGGAUAGAUUGCAGCGGUUUCAGAUGCUAAUUGACCCGAGUUGCAGCUUGUGCACACAGCUGCUACCCGAGACACAUGAUCAUCUUUUUUUCAGGUGUCCAUUCUCAGCUGGCUGCCUAAAACAUGUCAAAGAAUGGCUGUCGUGGGGCGCUUGUUCCAGCGACUUACAGCAGCUACUCAAGUGGAUACACAAGGCAAAAAUCAGCAAGUUUAGGAAGAAAGUUCUUGCAGCAGCUGCUGCCCACUUAGUUUAUUCCAUUUGGCAUUCCCGAAAUGACCAAAUAUGGAAUAAUCAUCUAGAAGUUCAAGAUGUAAUUGUGCAAAGAGUUAAACAAAAUGUAAAGCAUAGAAUAGAAUUGUUUUGGCCAAAGAAAAUUGGCCCAAAAGAUAGAGAUUGGUUUCAUUCAUUGUAA
Messenger RNA from Cannabis sativa, 678 nucleotides. RefSeq lists its product as uncharacterized. Lineage: Eukaryota; Viridiplantae; Streptophyta; Magnoliopsida; Rosales; Cannabaceae. The record is from RefSeq and is a predicted model, not a curated record. The transcript has a single exon. Bases 1 to 678 code for a protein of 225 amino acids.